GUGUUAAAAGUUUGUGGGGAAAGUUGAGUGCAGCUGAGGAGCCGGGCGGUGGCUGGGGAGAGCUUGAGGGCCUGACCUGAUUUCCCUACUGCUCUCAUGGCCUGACGCUGACAGAGGCAAAAAUCUGCCAACUCAGGGGGCAGACUCAACCAGGGCUGCAAGCAGGCUUGGAGAAUGACCCCCCGAUCUCCAAACAGCACCUUCCGCAGCUGCACAGCCAUCUCCAGUUGUCUCUGUCACAGUUCUUGGCCCUGGCUGUCCCUGUCUAGUGUCUACUUCCUUUGUGACACAUGGGACUUCUGUCUCCUGCCAGAAUCAUGCGGCUCUGGAGGCCUCGGAGACUGGGGGUGGCUCUGGGAGUCUUCAUGACCAUUGGAUUUGGCCUCCACCUCUGGGGGGUCCCAUUCCAGAAAAGGCUAACCAGGCUGCAGUUUCAACAGUCCUGUGCCCCAUCGCUGCAACCAGCUGCUGAGACUUGCCUACCCCGGCAGCGGCUUGUGUUCCUGAAGACACACAAAUCCGGGAGCAGCUCUGUUCUCAAUCUCCUUCAUCGUUAUGGUGACCGGCAUGGGCUACGUUUUGCCCUACCUAUCCAUUACCAGUUCGGCUACCCAAGGCUUUUCCAGGCCUCUAAAGUCAAAGGCUACCAUCCUCAGAGUGGGAACACCCAGAAGCCUUUCCAUAUCCUCUGUCACCACAUGAGAUUCAACCUGAAAGAGGUGCUUCAAGUCAUGCCAUCUGACAGCUUCUUCUUUUCCAUUGUCCGGGAUCCAGCAGCUCUGGCCCGUUCUGCCUUCUCCUAUUAUAAAUUGACUUCAUCUGCCUUCCACAAGGCACCAUCCUUGACCGCCUUCCUGUCCAAUCCUCGAGCUUACUACCAACCUGGGAUCCAUGGCAACCACUACGCCCGCAACUUACUAUGGUUUGACUUUGGCUUGCCCUUCCCCCCAGAACUGAAGACCAAGAGAGCAAAUCUUCAUCUUCCCAAAGACUCCAACUUCCUCCGGCUGCAUGUCUUGCCUUCCGGUGCUGGCCCUGGAUCCCAAAUUCUAGAUCCCAAGGUUCUCGUUCAGCCUGUUACCACAGUUGCUGAUGGUCAUACACAGCCAGUCAACACUGCCUCUUCAGAUUUGGGGACUUCGUCUUUCAUCCAGUGGGGUCUGGCCUGGUUGGAUUCUGUCUUUGAUCUGGUCAUGGUGGCGGAGUAUUUCGAUGAGUCAUUGGUUCUGCUAGCAGAUGCCCUGUGCUGGGGUCUGGAUGAUGUGGUGGGCUUCAUGCACAAUGCCCAGGUUGGGAGGGAGGAGAGGCUCAGUGCUGCUGGCAACAACUCGCAGACUGCUGAAGAUUGGCAGCUGAAUGCACGGGCCCGAGCUUGGAACAACCUAGACUGGGCUCUCUAUAUUCACUUCAACCGUAGUCUGUGGGCACGGAUAGAGCAAUACGGCCAGAGACGGCUACAACGUGCUGUGGCUGAGCUCCGGGCUCGCAGAGAAGCUCUGGCUAAACAUUGCCUGGUAGGGGGUGAGGCUUUAGACCCCAAAUACAUCACCAACAAAAUGCUCCGUCCUUUCCAGUUUGGUUCAACUAAGGUUUUGGGCUAUGUACUUCAGAGUGGACUGAGCCCACAAGAUCAAGAGGAGUGUGAACGCUUAGCUACCCCUGAACUACAGUACAAGGACAAACUUGAUGCAAAGCAGUUUCCACCUACAGUCUCCCAGCCUUUCAAGACUUCAAGGCUACUGUCCCCAUAGGCAUCAAACUACAAAUUAGGACACAUGUGAUGACAGAGGUGGGGAUCAGAGUGGAGGGGGUGCCGGGAGCAAUCUCUGCUUUUCUUGGAAGGGAUGGAAGCUUUGCCCUGAGGUGAUCCUGGAGUUGUCUGGCAUUUUUGUGGGACGAUCGCAGUACCUCCCUCCACCACGCACUUUGCCUUCUCACACCCCAUAGCAGCUUCAUGUAGCAGUACCCAGAAAGCCCCCUGGAGGAGCAAAAGAUGGGAGUGAGCCAGAGAAAGUUUGGGGCUUGGUUGAGUUGAACUUGUAUGUCCAUUUCUCUCUGAAAUAUUAUAAGGCUAUGUUGAUUUCACUGUGAAAAUGUUUGUUGAAUGAAUAAAUGCUAUGAAAUGUU
Messenger RNA from Nannospalax galili (Upper Galilee mountains blind mole rat), 2127 nucleotides. RefSeq names its product galactose-3-O-sulfotransferase 4 (gene Gal3st4). The transcript is spliced from 4 exons. Lineage: Eukaryota; Metazoa; Chordata; Mammalia; Rodentia; Spalacidae. Bases 291 to 1751 code for a protein of 486 amino acids. Gene Ontology annotation, biological process: glycolipid biosynthetic process. Gene Ontology annotation, cellular component: membrane. The record is from RefSeq and is a predicted model, not a curated record. Gene Ontology annotation, molecular function: galactosylceramide sulfotransferase activity.